AUGAGCGGUAAGUUUGUAAGGGCUUCAAAAUACAGACAUGUAUAUGGCCAAGUGGCAAAGAAAGAAAGGCAAUACGAAAAUAUCAGGGUCACCAAUAAUGCCUGGGACUCCAAUUUGAUUCAGGCUAACAGCAAGUUUUUGGCUGUCAACUGGAACUCGUCUGGAGGUGGUGCCUUUGCAGUGAUUCCGCUGGAUGAAGUUGGGAAAGCUCCGGACCAAGUCCCCCUCUUUAGAGGUCACACGGCCCAUGUUUUAGACACCGACUUUAACCCAUUCGAUGAUUACUGUAUUGCGUCAGGCUCGGAUGACGGAAAAAUUGGCAUUUGGGAGAUUCCUAAGGAUUACUCAUUUCAUAACUACACGAGCGCUGACGGUGAGCCCAAGGAUUUGGAACCGAAGAAAUUUUUACAAGGCCAUGGUCGUAAAGUUGGCCACGUUCUAUUUCAUCCAACAGCUCAGAACGUUCUGGCUUCCUCGUCCCUCGACUACACUGUCAAAAUUUGGGACAUUAGUACUGGUAAGGAGCUUUUCAAUUUAAAACAUCCAGACAUGGUCACUUCUAUGUCCUUCAGCUAUAAUGGCAAUCACUUGGUGACAGUUUCUCGUGACAAAAAGCUUAGGGUUUGGGACAUUAGAGCUGGGAAAAUAGUCAGCGAAGGGCCAGCGCAUACAGGAGCCAAAAAUCAGAGGGUUGUAUGGCUUGGAAAUUCUGAUAGAAUUGCCACUACUGGUUUUUCUAAGUUGAGUGAUCGCCAGGUUGGUAUUUGGGAUGCAUUCAACCUUGAAAAAGGAGAUUUGGGUGGUUUUUACACCUUGGACCAAUCUUCAGGAAUUGUGAUGCCUUUUUAUGAUGAUUCUAACAAGAUCUUGUAUCUAGUAGGCAAGGGAGACGGCAAUAUCCGUUAUUUUGAGUUUCAAAAUGACGAGCUUUUUGAGUUAUCGGAGUUCCAAUCCGUCGACCCGCAACGUGGUUUUGCAGCUGCCCCUAGGAGAGCAGUAAGUGUCAAAAACAAUGAAAUUUUGAAGGGAUUCAAAACGGUUAACGAUCACUGUAUCGAACCAAUCUCAUUCCACGUACCUAGAAAAGCGGACUCUUUUCAAGAUGACAUCUACCCUGAUGCGCCAUCUCAUAUCGCUGCACUAUCGGCUGAGGAAUGGGCCUCAGGUAAGUCCACCGAGGGCCCACUUCUGUUUAAUAUGAAGUCCCUCUUUGAUGGGUCAGAGCCCAUGUUGGUACCAUCCUCUGCCGGAAAUUCUGAACCCGUGCCGCCUGCUACGACUCCAUCUGCGCCAGCAGCCGAGGAGCCGAGCGCUUCUGAAAAAGGAGAUGUGGGCCAGAAGGAGGAAUCGACGCCGCAAUCGACCGAAAAAACUUUGACAAGGCCUCCGUCACCAGUUACCAUACCCAAGCCCUCUGCCCCAAAGACCUCAAAGGAGAAUGGUAGCUCUACUGCAAUUGAUGAAACAUUAAAGGAAGACAAGACAGUCAAUGGUCUUCUGAUGAGGGCUUCGCAAUUGGACAAGGAUAACGACGCAGAAGAUCCCUCUAAAGACGUCUCGACUUGGGAUGAAGGCGAGGAUAAUGUCCCCCCCGCUGAACUCCCACCGCCUGUUUCUUCAGCCUCGAGAGUUGAAGAGAGCAAGCUUGUACCAGCCAAAACAGAAAAGUCAAAAACAAUCCCACAAGAAGCCGUCCCGGCCACUCAAACGCCAACACCUGAGGCUACGCCUUCUCAGACUAAAAUUAAGACUUCAACUUCCUCGCCUGCUACGAGACUCGAAGAAAAGGUGGAAGAAUUUACUACUACAACUAGCGACUCCAAUGUUAGUGAUUCUACAGUUGCCCCCACGGCGAAAACUAUGGGUCUCAAACAAUCUGUGGAGACCUUGUCAGGUUUAGUUUUACAACUGAGCCAGGUAGUUGAUGACCUAAAGAGGGCUAGCCUGGAGAAAGACACCCGCCUAAAGGCUGUGGAAGACAAGUUAGCUCAAUUAGUGGGGAAAUAA
Lachancea dasiensis is the source of this 2007-nucleotide messenger RNA. Lineage: Eukaryota; Fungi; Ascomycota; Saccharomycetes; Saccharomycetales; Saccharomycetaceae. The record is from the annotation of a GenBank genome assembly.